AUGGGUUUGGAGCGCGAAGCUCAUUACAAAAAGUAGGUAAAUUAGAGCAAAUUAAUCAACCAAAUAAUUGAGUAAGACGAAAUAGGGUUAAAUGAUUGGAACUGGAUGGAAUCAAUUUGGUUUUGUGGCGGAGCCAGUCCAACUCGCGUAUUAAGGCCUAUUCAUAUUUCUCAUCUGUUACCUUUAACAACCCUAUAAAAAUUCUGGAAAUGUAGGCAAGGUUUAAGGGAAUAUCAAGUUUAGAUUGUGUUUUCUUUCAGUCCUCUUGGGCCCCUUAGUUGUCCUUUGUAAUUUCUGGAUUUAAUUAAAUAGUCUGGAGAAAUGAUCUCAAGCUGUCAUAGCUGAAAUAGUACAGGUUACCCGGUUUGAAAAGUUGACCCAAAAUUUAGUGUUACUACUCCUGCUACCAGGACAUCCUUCUUUGCUUUUAUUUUUCUCACCCUUGAUUCCUUUUUAGGCUGUUGGUGUUUGCGGAUAUGAACGUGGAGAUCGAGAAAAAUCCUGUGAGAGGCAUAUCUCAUCUGCAGCAAUUUUCCUGUGGAGUGGGGCAUGUGAUUAAUGAUGUCACUCGCUGCUUGUUGCAGUCAUUCCGAAUGAUUUUUCUCAUGAAAGUUGUUGGCAUUUCUGCAACCAAUGCCGGCUUGAUUACUCUCUACAGUCUUUUUGCCGGUGCAUUAAUAUUUGCUCCAAUAGCAGGUUUUUUAUGUGAUAAGGUUAAGAUUCCGGUUCUAUCACGCAGGCUUGGAAAGAAAAAAUCGUGGCAUUUGUUUGGAACUAUCGCAGCUACAAUCGGUGUUCCGCUAUUUUUCAGCCAAUGUUUAGUUUGUGGCAGUGGAACCAGCGAGUGGGUGGUGUUGUUGUAUUACUUUUCCAUCGCCACCGUAAUCUCAUUUUCCAUCAACUUCGUUGACAUAUCGCACCUGUCGAUUAUUCCGGUUUUGGCAAAGGAUCAAAGUGAGGCCGCCAAACUUACUGCUUUGAGGUUGGUGAAACUCUUUCGAUCGCUACACUUAUAUGCUCAUAUCCAUGUUAAUACAAGUUGACUAUACUCUAGCUGAAAGUCUUAAUUAGCCUCAGUGUCAGAUUGGGUCAAAACCUAUUUUGGUCUUUUUGGUCUGGCUGUCAGUCAAAUAAAUUCGGGCGAAGUGCACAGCCCUCGUCACGAUUGUACAUGGUUUAGGUAAAACAAUUAUGGUAAUGAUAAUAAUGAUAAUAGUAAUAAUAAUAAUAAUAAUAAUAAUAAUUAUAACGAAAUGAUAGUAGUCAUAAUAACAAAUAAUAAUAAUAAUAAUAAUGAUGAUAAUAAUAAUAAUAAUAAUUUGCGCCUUAGAAGUCAAUAAAUUAUUAUUAUUAUUAUUAUUAAAUUAUAUAAACAUAACGAUGAUGGUUAUAUAAAUCAUGCAUGACUUCCCGGUUUAGUUAGUAUGUCUGCAUUUCGGUCUAAAGUUUUCCCAAGAUCUUACUUCGGACAAAUCGUAAGUACUUUUAUAUAUUUGUCGAAGUUGAUUUCCUUUCCGAAACAGCUACACGUAAUAACUUACAAGUAAAUCCUGAGGCUGUUCUUGUCUCUACAGAGUGUUAACAUUUUUCAAAGCUCACUUGUAGUUGACCUCUUCUCAACAGAACGGGUUUCAUGUACCUAACUGGCAUCGUUUCCUACCUUGUGGCAUGGCUAAUUCUUGGACAAGAUAGCCGUGAUCAGUUAACGAAAGAAAGCUCAAUGGAUUUUAUGGUAAUUAGUAACCCCACAUGAUUCUAGUGCUGCCACUGACUAUUACUAUUCCACUGUUAUUUCUUUGUCUACUUACUUUCUUCCUGUAAAGCUUCCUAUUCCUUCAGCUGAGACACAGAGUACCAAGGGGUAUCCUAGCUUUCAGCUUGUGGUUGAUGGGCUUAUGUCCAUUUAGGGUUAUCGCUUGAGACAACUUUAUCUUUCUUGAGUCUAUCACUGAACUUACUUAACUGCAGUUCUGAUUUCUGUUCAUCCAUAGGUGAUAACCCUGAUCUUGACAGGAUUAGGACUGAUUUGCUCUGCCAUUUUCCAUUUUGGAACCAAAGAACCUUCAGACGAUUCAGGGAAAAAGAGGCGGUCUAGGUUAAUUGCAGAUUAUAUGGUAAAUUUUGGAAGACUAGCCGUCGAAACGUUGCGAUUAAUGCAAUUGAUUAGCCUGACUCUACAUUAUGAGAAAAACGAUUAAACUUUCAUUUGUCUACUUUAAAAAAGGAGACAGAGAAGGAAAUACCUUUCUUGAAUAAACACAGAUAAAAUGGACAUGUGUUCAUCGCUUCCCUUUGAAUAAUAUGCAACCAAACUGAAAUUAAAUUGAUUGACUGGUAAGUCGCGAUAGCACAUGAAAACAAAAUGGCAGACAGGUCGAGAGAAAGUUGAACGUUUUAAUUUAGGAUUUGAAGGAGAGUUCUAAGAAUGAAACACCCCAACAUAGCACAAACAACUGGCUAAACGUAUGGAAGUCUUGGGCACCAAAAACGGUCGCAACGAAAGUAUUGAAGGCCAUAAGGAAAAUUCGCGUGGAGUUUACGCCACAGUUCGUAAAAAGAAAGACGGGGAAUAUUACGAGCGUGAUAGCCUUUAUGUACUGAUUACUGCCCUUAAAGCUGUUUUCUGAUUACUGCUAUUAAAGCGAUACCUAACUGAGAAGUCAAACAAAUGCUCGAUAAAAGUAAGUUUAAAAGCUCGAAGCAGGUUCUUUCUAGAAAACCCCGACUUUUCUGGCAACAACGUAAAGGCAAGCGGCCGAACCAUUCAGCCAUGACACAAAAUAAACACGACUAAAAAGGAAACAGAGUUAACUUUUUGCCUUUGAAAAACGAGUGCUGGUUUAUCCAAAUUUCACUCAAAAUUAUGUGGCUACCUAUACUUUUCGAGGUCUUUUAUUGCACGUAAAUGUUAACUUUGGGUAUAAUCAUAUUUGAAAAAAUUAUUUGAUCCUUACUGACGUAAUUUCGAAUCUUGACUGCAUCGGAGAAGGGAUUUUUUCACCACAGAAAUGACCCCCACUGUCACUGUUAACCACCUUACUGGAGUAGGGACUGCACGUUAUCAUGAAUACGUCUACUGAAUUUUUGGGGAAAAUAUGCGCUAUAUUUAACUAACUAUUAAACGUUUUUAAUCUCUGUUUUCAUCUCUGGUGAUCUUUUUCAAUUAAUGUACCGCUUACAUUUGUUGCAGAGAAAAACCCCCUUCAUACCAUUACCUGUUGUCUUACAGUCAUUGGUGUAUUUUGACAGGCGUAAGUUCUUAUUCAUCAUUUUUAAUACCGUGCAACAACUUACUUGCUUUGUUUACAGCAAAGUUUCCUUUCAUUCUACUCCCUAAAACAUUUUCUUAAUUCAACAGCUUUUCAGCUGCUAUGAGAUUUCUUUUUUUGUAAUCAUCUUUUAAAAUUGAUAUAUGACGCCGUCUCUGUUUUUUAUUACCCAUAGAUCAGCAGCGAGAGGAAAAUAUUCGAGAUAGAGUCAUUCACAGUCGACGAUUAUUUGAAGAACAAACCGGUCCUGUUGGAGAAAAGAGUUUUUCCCAAAAUUUUUCGGAAGCCAUAUUUGCAGGAAAUGAAACCAGGGAAGCUACUGAAAAUAAGACCUUAGAAAAACAAAUUUACGAUCCUGCACCGAAUAUGGCUGUUGUGCCGAUGGCAGUCACAAGUGAGAACGACUUGACGUUCGUUAAGACAUUGCCUAAAGAGCGAAAAGUAAGCUUCAGGAUGAGCAUCUUUGAUAGACUCAUGACAAAACAAGAAGAUUCUACAAAAGAAAACGAUGCGAAGCCAAUCAAUGGCAGACCCGUAGAUGACAUAAGCGAAGAGGAUGGUCAGGGAGUAACGGAAAAUGGACAACAAAAGUCAGAAGGAUACAACCAAGGUCACAAACUGAACUUUGGUCUUGACAAUCAAGGAUUCGAUACAAAAGAAACACAGUUUAACCAACAUUCUCAAGAUGUUAGCCAGGAUGAGGGAAAAGCUGUGCCAUCUGUUGCUUCUGAUAUUGAAUCCGCUCAACCACCAACGUUCGUUAAGACAUUGUCUAAAAAGCAAAAAGUAAGCUUCAGGAUGAGCAUCUUUGAUAGACUCAUGACAAAACAAGAAGAUUCUACAAAAGAAAACGAUGCGAAGCCAAGCAAUGGCAGACCCGUAAAUGACAUAAGCGAAGAGGAUGGCCAGGGAGUAAUGGAAAAUGGACAACAAAAGUCAGAAGUGUACAACCAAGUUCACAAACUGAACUUUGGUCUUGACAAUCAAGGAUUCGAUACAAAAGAAAUACAGCUUAACCAACAUUCUCAGGAUGUUUGCCAAGAUGAGGGAAAAGCUGUACUAUCUGUUACUUCUGAUAUUGAAUCCGCUCAACCACCAAAACCAAAGGCAGCGAGAACCUGGCUCAAAGAUCCUCAUUUGUACAAGGUAACUUAAUUUCGGGUAUAAUUAAAAGGUCUAAAACUCUCUCGUUCUUUCCUAGCUAAUUUUGAUUUUUGCUUGUAUGUAAUUCGAAUCCUCAUGUGUACCUGCAAUGUAAUCUUCAGCUUUCACACUAAAAAAUGAAGGAAUAUAAUUUGUAGUUUGUUGUAAGAAAUUCAAGCGAGCCUAUUGUAAAUGAUCCUCGGAGAAACACACACCAGGAACCACAUUAAUUUUUCUCUCCACCAUUACAAUGUGUUGGACAGAUUAUGACACCGACCAUGAGAUUUCAAAAGGUAACCUAACUUCUCGAAAAUUGUCUGUAAAGGUGCUGAAAAUCUGACUCCCGUCCCGCUUCGUUUGGCCUCUUACCUGUGACGUGAAUAAGUCUCAGACUUUAUAUUUUCCUCUCCAUGACGAUUUCUAUGCAUAGUUAAGAGUUCUGAAAAAAAGUAAAUUUUUAAAUAACAAAAACUUUGGUGUUUUUGCAAUAACCAAUGUAGCCACUAUUUGUGAGCCGCGCGUUACAUUUUCGCGUGAGCGGCCGGGUUACUGAGCUGCUUUCAAAACGGUGGCACCAUAGUCUUCCACCUCUGAAGGCAAAGUUUGAACAGUUAGGAUACUCUUUGGAAUCUAAAACCGUGGUGAUUAAAACAUUUCUAUAUACACCGGAUUUUCAUAAUUACGUUAUAUAAGGAACUUAAGUGCAGGUAAUACAUUGUAAAUUAGUUUACUGUAAUGAGUAGAUUUCUGGAACGGUUGGAUGCGAUUUUUCACGAAUGCAGAUUACUUCUCUUAUUUUACAGGUCGCAAUUAUUUACGCGUGUACAAAGGGUUCACAGGAUGUGUUUUACGCUUACCUGCCCUUACUCCUGACUGACAAACUGAAAUUUGAAAAAGUAUGUACCAGCAAACUUUUGAGGAAUUUCUUUCAUGGAUUUAUUUUAUGGGAUUGAAAGAUACUAAAGGUUAUACUCGAUCUUCUGUAAUGGUUAACCAAUUACCUGGUUACUCGUCCAUUCUCGUUUCCUACCUUCCUCCUUCACCGUCAAUUAGCCAACUUUACAGUAAGACGGAAGAAGAGAUAGAUAGGCACACAGACAGACCGGCACACAAUCAGAUAGACAGACGGACAGACAGGCAGACACACACGACAGACAGACAGGUAGACAGGGCGACUGGUAGACAGACAGACAGGCAGGCACACACGGCAGACAGGUAGACAGACUGACAGAAAGACAGACAGAUAGAUAAACAGACGGGCAGACAGACAGACAGACAUCGACAGAUAGACAGAUAGACAGAAAGAAAGACGGGCAGGUAUGCAGACAGACUGAAAGACCACCACUUGAUUUAUUAAACAUGUGAAAGAAUUGAAAAUGGAGUAGUUGUAGUAAAUCAAUAUUUAGGGUGGACUACGAGUUAAAAAUCGCGAAUCGCUUUCCUGUUAGCGUUUAUACUGUAUACUUUAUAGCCAAGAAACUUACUCUGCCAAUGCCUUACUUAUACUAAGAACGGAAAAUUACAAAGUAAGGACGACUUAAUGCUGGUUUAGGCUUUAGCAAAAGAGUGAAAAUAAUCCUCAUGAUGACUACAAACCUCGUUCAGGUUUCAGGUUGAAGUUCUACCAAAGGAAGACUGGUUCCUCUAGUGGGGGAAUUAAGUUGCACGUAUCCAAUUGGCAUAUAUAGGAGAAUCAAUGACUCGACAGAUUGAUUUUUUAUGACAGCAAAACAAUCAAUUCCACCCCCUGAGAAAGCUUGUAAUUUCUAUAAUCUCAGACGUUCGUGCUUUUUUUGAAGGAAGCGAUUGCCAAUCUGCCAUUGACAUUGUUAGUGAGCGCCACAUUGUCCACUCAAAUAUCAAGGAAGCUCUCUGGAAAAGUAGGGAAAAAGGUAAUGAAAAGAAAGAAAACUAUUUUCAGGUAACUUUCUAAUGAAAGCGAUGAUCGUGGACAAGAUUAGAAGCCGAUAACCGAAUAGCAAUUUAACAACCCUUUUUGCAUCUGGUUUCAAGCGCCGACAAGCCGGAGGUGAAUGAAAUCUAAAUGCUAAGCAGUCCGCGCAGCUGGAUCUGACUACCUACUCAAAAUAAAUUAAUUUAAAAUCAGAAAAACGUUCUCGCCAAGGCACGUGUGAGAAUUCAUCCGAGACAAGCAUUAUACAGUGUUUGUCGGUUCCAGCUAGUCAACAAGCGUUAAAGUUGUGCGCAGUUAGUCCAGUUGUUGUUUUUCACGGAACCGAAAAUGAGGCGAGCGAGGAAACUCUCGUUUAGAUUUACUGAACCCGAGAUUUCUUGCUCCGAAUGUAAAAACUAUAGUUACAAACGCAUUGAGACGAUCGUUUGGUUCAAGGUUUAAUUUAUAAAACUUAAUUCAAGCUUAUCAAGAAGCUUUUUGCAUACUCUCAAAUGUUCCGUUGUGUGGUAGCGGACGAGAGAAAAUAAUAUCAUGGCUGCUCAUAAGGAUUUCAUACCAAAUGAGCUUUUGUAACUAAAGGUUUAGACAGAGGGGACAAUUUCUAGGGAAAAUUUGUGAGUCAUCCUGAAAUUUUCAAGGUAACCAGCUGUUUUUCCUGCUGUGGCUAUACUUUUUCUAUACCAUAAAUCCCUAAAUUCAGCUGCAAUUUUUUCAAAAACGUAAACGUUACGUACUAAUAGUGUCAUAUCGUAGUUUUAUUUGAGUUUUUUUUUAUCGUUACCGAGAUCACAUUGACUAGUAUUUCUUUUUACUUAAUUUCUAUUGCUCCGGAGAAGUGUCCUCUUCCAGCUAAAAGCAACUAAAUCCAGCAUAGCAAAGCUUAGGUGAUUAUUUUCCACAUAAGGUUGUUCGGUAUAUAAGCUGAUGACCAGAACUGAGUUGCGCAAUCAGAAAACUGGAAAUGUAAUAAUUUAAUGAAAUAUAUAUUAGCCAUCUUCUGAAACUCCUCAUCCUGUUUUAGUGGUCUUUCAUUGUGGCUGCUCUGACGGUGACUGGAUCGUGUAUGUGGUUUCUGCGUAUUACCCAGUCAACAAGAGUGUUCACUUACCCGGCCGUCGUUCUACUGGGGUUUGGGUCCUCCGCCAUGUUUGUUAAUGCACUUGGCUUUGUAACAGAACUUAUUGGAGACAACAAAGUAAGUUUCAGAACUCUUUAUUUCGUUUAAUAUCUAAAUUUUCAUAAAACUUAUGACAACUGUACAAAUCCAGUUGUGCUUUAAUAUGACGUUUAAAACUAAUCCUUUUUGUUAAAUGAAUUUUUCCUGCAGGGCAGCUCUGGUUUGGUGAUUUCUGUCGUAGGUACCAUCUCCAAUCUGACCUCAGGAACUCUUUAUAUCGUCAUACAGGUUUUAUUUCCUAAAGGAAGGUAAAUUUGGACUUUUUGUUUUGAGAUAAGAAUUAUUUUCAUCAUCGUAAAAUAUGAAGUGAUUUCUUUGACAAAAUAUGACUUCCCAGCCUGUUUAUUUUUCUUUUCUUCGUUGUUCUUUGGUCUUCCUUAGUUUCUUUCUUCUUCCAUUUUCUUUCGCAUUUUAUUUUUUUCCGGUUUUAUAUAUGUACUUCUUAUUGACCCUUUGUACUUCUUGUUAUUCAACGCCUUUUUAUUCUGUUCAUCCUUCAUCCCUACCAGGCUCCUUCUUUCAUCCUGUUCAACAAUAAAUUCUACCAGCAUUCUACGGGGCUUAAAAUGCGUUCCAGGAGCGUUGAAAUCAAUGGGAUAUUUUCGCGAAAUGGAAGAAGGCGACAAAACUUCAAGAUAAAUUUUGAGUGGAAUUUUCAUUAGAAAGGUGGAAUUUUCAUCAGAAAAAGUAAUUACGCCCCAUGAGCUAUUUAGAAGAAUUACGAAAGCGAAAAAAAUGUUCAAAAUGAUAAAAUAGCUUUUUUAUAACUCAGGUAUCGACGUCAAUACAGGUAUUAAAAGAGAGUUAUUCUCUCUAGAGAGACUUUCCAAAGGGUAAACAUUUGGAAUGGUUCGUUUUUUUUUCUCCUAGUGCAUCUGCCGAUUGCCAAGAGUGUGGGAGUUACGUACAAAAUGUGUUCUCAUUCGUGCCAAGCUCACUCGCUACUUUUAGCUUGCUGCUUGUAAUAGUUUUUCAAGUUAACCAAACAGUCCGCGGGAAAAAAGGUGAGAUACAGUUUUUUAGGUGA
Pocillopora meandrina is the source of this 8531-nucleotide messenger RNA. NCBI's taxonomy places the organism in Eukaryota, Metazoa, Cnidaria, Anthozoa, Scleractinia, Pocilloporidae. The record is from the annotation of a GenBank genome assembly.